Messenger RNA from Uranotaenia lowii, 5709 nucleotides. RefSeq lists its product as uncharacterized. Bases 143 to 4855 code for a protein of 1570 amino acids. The transcript has 4 exons. Lineage: Eukaryota; Metazoa; Arthropoda; Insecta; Diptera; Culicidae. The record is from RefSeq and is a predicted model, not a curated record.
GUUUUUAUUUUGAUUUCACAAAAUUCUCGUUCGUUUUCGCGAUGGAUUUGUGCAAAAUUCACUUUGUUUAUGACAAUUUGUAGCCAUUUUUGGACCGUGUUUUUAAAAAGUGUGUGACCCGCCUAAAACCAAACCUGGUAGUAUGGCUGAAUCCAGCUCAGAGUCGGACAGCUGCUCUAGCUUGCAGACCGAUUCGGAGAGCGACCAGGAAACCAACGGGGAUGAGCCUAGAUACAACAUCGAACAAGUGGAUUACACGGCCACGGCGAAGGACAUCAUCUGUGAAAAUGUGAACAUAACGACCGAUAAUGCCCUGAAUCUAAACAGCGGCUAUCACAACAUGCUAAAAACGUUGCGCAACAAGCUCGAGAUUCUGCUGGCUCAGUGCCAAGAACGGCAGUCCGAGAUCGAUCAGCAACUGGAGGCAUACAAGAACGCCCGGAAGCCGGAGGUGGGGAAGAGUCGUACUUCCGGCUACAUUUGCGGGCAGCCUUACUUCAAAGAUGAAGAUCUGUACCCGGGACCGCACAACGACGAUUAUUUGCGCCGAAAAAACGUCUACAAGGAGUUUUUUCCGUUAGAUAUGUUCGAAAUUACCGAUACCAACUGGACGGUAAAAGACAAGGUGAACAUUUUAAAAGGCGUCAAAACUCAAAUAAUCGAAUUUAUUGAGAGAGAGAAUAAGUUGAAGAUAAAAAAGCUAGGCAACGGGUUGGAAGCCGAGCGAUUGAGACGGGAAUUUUUGGCGCUGCAAGGCAAGGACAUUGGAGAACUGUGGGAGAAAGUUAAGAAUUUUCCAACGAAUUAUCCAGGACAAAAAUUCGAGCUUGACUGGCUGCGGAUAUCGAAUAUUAACAUAAGUGGUCGACAUUCGGUUGCUUCGUGCAUUGGAAUUUGGAAUAAUUAUAUGAUCCCAGGACUGGUAAGAAGCUCAUGGAAGGCUGCUGAGGAGAAAAAGCUGUUGGCAGCUGUAAAAAAGUAUAAUCGACAAGAUUGGAGUAGCAUCGCGAAAGAGGUUCCUGGUAGAUCCGGUUAUCAGUGUUUUGUACAUUAUCAGACGACUUUUUCCGACCUUGCACAGAUCAAACACGAACGAUGGACUGCUGAAGAGGAUGCGCGGCUAAUUCGCGUGGUGGACGAGAAUCGGAUAGGAUCAAAUAUAAUCUGGAAUAAAGUCGUGGAGAACAUGCCGUUGAGAAAUAAAGUCCAAUGCUAUAAUCGGUAUAAAUUUACGUUGAUGCGGCCUACGAAAAACGCCAAAUUCACCCCUGAGGAAGAUUGUAUAAUAACGGCGUACGUCCAGGAGCGAGGUGACGAUUUUCGUUUCAUGCCGCCGAACUUACUGCCGGGUAGAAGCACAAGACAAAUUUGGGCUCGCUAUCAUCAUACGUUGAAGUACGUCAACAAACACUCGGGUUGGACGAUCGAGGAUGAUAUGCGGUUGAUGAAUUUUAUCAAAGAAAAUCUCACGGAGGAAGGUCCGAAGAAAAUAUCGUGGGCUGCUUGUGCCAAAGUCAUGUCAAACCGAUCGCGCUUAAGCUGUCGGACCCGAUACUACACAAUAGAAAGGUUUCUGGAAAAAAAUCCGGACGCAACACUGGAUGACGUCCCUCGAAGGGAUAAGAAUUUGUCAUCGAAUGUAACCAACGACAAUUGGAUGUCGAAAUUCAUGGAAAUGCGUAAAGAUGGUGUUCCCACAGAAAACAAUAAACAGCAGCCUUCCACAUCGCGUACAAAGGAGAAAACACCGAAAGUUAAGAAAGUACCAUUAUUUUCAAGCACUUUAAGAUGUCCUUUCAAGAAACGUUUGUACGAAAAAUUCAAAUAUUGCUAUCAUUUUAAAUUUGGAAAUCAAACUCCCAAUACUGCUUUGGUGAACCACCACAUCAACGUUAUACUAGAACUGCUUAACUGUUCAGCCGGCUCUUUCGGUAUCGAAUCUAACUUGGAGACUUUGAGUGCAUCAGAGCUAGCUACCGUUAAAGGAAUCCUAAAUGUGCAUUUGAAUCCCAGUUUUAAAGCAUAUCUUGCAAGCGUCCGGUAUUGUUUCUAUUACCCUCCUAACUAUGACACUAUCAUUGGGCUACGUGGAGUUGUUUUGAAUGCAUAUUAUCCGCAUUUUAAGGGUCAAGAACAACCGAUAAAUCUACAGAAAACUGAUCCAGAUUACGAGAACACAUUGGAAAAGUUUCGAGCACGAUUUCGAUCAUUAUUUUUCUGGACAAUGUGUCUGAUGCAACAAAAUGCCAGCGAAACAAAUUUCCAAGAAGCGCAACCAGAAACCGUUGAUGAAUAUCAAAUGAUUGAAAAAGUUGAGAUGCAUCACGAUCUAACCUACGUCGAAUCAGUUUCUCUCCAAAAACUUCCUCCUAUGGGUAGAAUUGUCGAAGAAUCGAGUACUGAACUCGUACCCACAACGGUAUGCUUGGAUCAACUUAAUCUGGGUGCUAAUCGUCAGGUUGAACGAGCUUCUUCCUUGACUCGCGAUCUUCGUAACUUCCACCCUACUAAUGUAAGAACUCCGGAACCGCCGUUGAACAUUGAACCGCGUACUGAAGUACAACACAGUUAUCAAUCCAACAACAAUUAUCAACCUGUUCCAUCUACUGCUAUUGAAACAAUUCUCCCGCAACAACAAUUGGUGCCGGUGAGCAUUCAAUACGGUUCGACAAUUUAUUACCAACCGGUUCAAACGCAAGUUGAUUCUUUCGUCAAUGUGCAACCGCCUUCCUACCAGACGUUCGGACAGUUCAUACCGGCACCCUCCUGUUCCCUGCCCGGUAACAAUCUAGUAUCCCAGAUAACUGUGAUCAAUCCCGAGGACCUUCCGGCAGUUAACCUUCAACAGCAGCAACAACCAUUAUCGAUGGUCGAGGUUUCAGAAACGAGCAAUGAUCAACAGCAGACUGGUACGGAUUUCCAAUGCGAUGAAAAUGAUUCAGAUGAAUAUGAUUCUACUGAAAAUUUGCCAAGUGCCAAUCACUAUUACAGGGAACCGUCAUCGCUGAUUGACUUCGAAGAUGCGAUAGAUCGGAUGCAAGAUAGUGGAGUACCGGUUACUGCACAAGAUGAAAAAUCUGGUAGAGAUUCAGAAAUUCAGGCUCAGUGUUCGAUCAUCCCGACUUCGCUAGCACAGAAGCUUGUCGCCCAAUGUAAUAACUCAUCGCACGUGAAGUAUGUUACCAACAUAGGAGAUUUUGUGAUUGAAGAGUUACAUGAAACAAAUCCCAAUGGUAAACAAAUGUCAUCACCCGUUGUAAACGAAACUCCGAGCUCAGGACCAUGUAAUAUCGAAAGCGGAAUCGAUACUAAUGAAAAUAAUUCCGGAAUUAUUCCGAUUAAAACGGAAACGAGUUCUUGCACCGAAGAACCGGAAGUUGUCAACCGAACUGAGAAAAGUUUAGUUGAAAAACGUACCUACUCGAGAGGUAAUAGGCAUAAUAAGAUACCCUAUAAGCACGUUAAAGAAAUGACAGUUUAUCCGUCUCACGCAUGGCGUUGGGAUCACGUUGCAGAAGUCGACGGAGAGCUUCAUUUUGAUUUGUGGGAAAGUUGCGACCCUUUCAGAACAAGGUUCAAUAUGUUGAAAGAUGAUGAAAUUUUGCCCCGGCGGAGAAAAUCGAUGCAUCAAGAAGUGAUCGUCAUAGACGAUGACGACGACAUCGACAUUAAAGAAGAACCAUUAGAUCUGGAUGAGAUGGAAGGGUUACCUGAGGAGCCAAAUGAACAAGUAUCGAACGAUGUCAAUUGUAUUCAGGAAAUCAUACAGACUGCUAGUAAUAUCCUGCGAAUAUCGGAAACUUAUAAGUUGAUGCAAGCUCGGAACUCUACUGAUGAUUCGGGACCAUCAACUAUGCCUCCUCCUGCUUCACUUGCUUGUUCUCAGCCUAUGUCAGAUUUGUUGAUGGUUCAAACCCCUUCUAGGAUAUUUGAUGAGGAAUCGAACUGCUACUAUUACGUUGACGAAGUUCAGGAAAAUUCGCUGAAUGAAGCAAACGUACACAUAGUAUCUCGGGAAUAUAAAACCGAAGAAGAUGCACAAUUCGAGUCACAGAGCAACCUGGCUGGAAUGGUCCAACAAUCGCUUGAGGCAACGUAUCCCGUUAUGCCUAGUUUCUCUACACCUUACAGGGUUCCACCUUCGAUGCCGGGCGAUUCCUUACAGGAAUGGCCUUCACCAGAACAAGAAACUGAUUCGAUUAGUCUUAACAAAACCCCAUCUACCUACAGUAGAAAUGUUCACAGACGACAAACUGUUCAGGUGGAAAUCGUACCAGUUCCACAAGUGCCGGAACCUAUUCCAGGUCCUUCUAUUAGGAAACCAAAACGACCCCCGAGAUCGAACGCCGAAUCGCCGUCUGCUGAACAGCAACGCGGAAUUCAGGAGAAGGCUCUCACGUUACUAGAUGCCCUGUAUAGAAACAAUUCCAAACGAACAACUCCGAUAGAAACGCCCACAGCUAAACGUCCUAGAUUAGAGGAACCUGAACCAGAACCAGUCUCGGUUUCAAUAAAAAUCGAGCCGCAGGAUGAUACCAUGGUUGAAGAAUUGGUAGACGCAGUGGACAUCAUUAGCGCACUAAGCAAUCUUCGAGAUUCGUCAAACGAACAAGUCAAUGAGGAAGAACUCGAAUUUCUGCGGCAGCUGGAUCGUACACCAAAACCACCAGCCAUAUCACUAGUACCCGUUGCUCCGAAACCGCCGAAAGUAUCAGAACAACCCUCAACCUCAACAUGGCGAACGGCAACCCAGGAGAAAGUUCAUAGCAUUAUCCAAAACUCUGCAAACCGAUCAGCGAUGAACAUUCGUUUCAAAAUCGGAGAGCUAACGAUUCAAAAAGUGCAACCCAAAUAGUCAAACAUUUAAAAAUCAUGUUCAGUAAUCGUAAUCGUAAAUUAAAAUAAUGUUCUCAACUAUUCUAAAGAUUGAAAAAAGCUAUCACCUGAUUGAGUGUUCACACACGAGAAACAUCAAGAACUUUAUUGCCCUUCGCCUAGCGCCUUCGUCGAUCGUAAUCCCGUUCGCGAUCUCUUUCACGUUCGUAAUUUCCUCUGUCUCUUUCGCGUCCUCCCCGGUCUCCGCCCCUAUCGACUCGUUCCCGCUCACGAUUGCGGUCCCUAUCUCGGUCAUCGUAUCGGGUCCUAUCACGGUUCCGAUCGUCAUUUCUAUCAUUGCGAUCUCUUUCGUGUCGCCGUUCUCGAUCCCGCUCCUUCUCCCUCAUCUCGCGAUCUUUGUAACGGUUAUCCGGGGACCUGAAUUUAGAAAAAAAAACUAAUCAAUUACACCCUUCAAUUUAAUAACCAGUAUCGUAUUGAAACUGACUCUCUUCUCUCGUAGUCCCGCUCACGGCCCCGGUCAUAAUCCCGGUAACGAUCUGCACCCCGUUCCUUGUAGGCGCCGGAAUCUUUCGUCUUUUCUGCCUGCCUUUCCCUGGAGCCGGACCGGUCCCGUCGGCUGUCUCGAAUUCUUAUUGUUUCCAACUUUUUUUCCUUUUCCUUUGCUUUCAGCGCCUCGGCAAUCUCUUCCAAAUUCUCGUCAUCGCUGGGCAUUUCCUCAUCGAGAUCAUCAUCCAAAGCCGACACCUUCGGGUCCAGCUCGUUGUUCUCUUCCAGCACUAGGCGCUUCUGAAUUCGAGGCAGUAUUAUAUCGCAAACGCGUUCCUCCCGCAGCAGCUCAUCGAUGAACUCAUCCAUAUGGACCAGCUCGUA